GUGACAUUUACUGCUAAACAGCCAUCUUGGUUUACACAUUUGUGAGCGAGCUCGAUACAUUGAGUGAUACUUAGAAUUCUGAAGAGAAAAUGGCAGACACAUUGAAGUUUGGUCCAGAGUGGCUCCGUGCCCUGUCUGAUGGAAACACUGUUGCCUCGCCUCCACCAACACCGAGUCUGGGCAAGUUUAAACUGGCGGAGUACCGGUACGGGCGGGAGGAAAUGCUGGCACUGUUCCAGGAGAAAUAUGAGACACCCGCAGACUUACUAACGUGCCCGUCAGUCUGUUCGGAAGAAACGCAGAAACCACUGGCUUUAAUUCCGCUCUCCGAGGAAGAACAGAGGUUGAUGUCCCAGUCUGUGAACAGCAUGACAGUCCUGCGUGGAAUGGGGCGUGGCGGGCCGCCUAUGCGAGGCAGAGGUAUUUCCGACAGAGGAAGAGGAAGAGGUCGAGGCCGCGGCGAGGGCUUCAUGUCACGAGGAGUGUCGCUGGAGAAUGGGGAGACGGGAGGGGGAUUUGGUCGACCACCCCCGCGAACAAAUAAAGAUGGUUGGGAAGAAGUUGGUAAAAAGUUCGACCGAGGUUUUACAUCAAGAAGUCAAGACGAUGGAAUUCCUCCAGUUCGUAGGGAAUACACGCGGUCUCUAAGCAAUGACAACUGGCGGGAAAAGGAUGAAGAUGAUGAUGGAGAUUGGAGGCGUGUGGGAGUCAAAGACAGAUGGGGAGCUAAGGGCAGUUGGCGGGAUCCCAACUAUCGGGCAGGGUUUGAUCAAGACAGAAAGAUAAAUGGUCAGUAUAAAGAGAGAAUGCGUGGUGACCCAGAGGACAAAUCUGUGAAUCCUAGGACGAGCAGGAGCACUGAAUCCUGGGAUACAGAUGAUGUGCCAGAGUGGAGUGUAACUGGGGAUGAAGAUAUGGAUGGGCUGGGCACAUUCGAUGCUAGUGGUCAGUUUGUAACAACCGAUUUGAAGGAUGACAAUAAAGAAAAGAAUGACCGAGAAGAAAAACCAGUUUUGCCACCAGAAAAAGAUUCCGUUAACAUAUCAAGAAAGGUCGACAAAUUGCCCUCCAAGGAGGAAAAGUCAACAAAAGAUAAAGAUUCACAUGCAGAUGAGAAGUCGGUAACCAAAGACAGUGCUCCUAAAGAACAGAGAAAAGAAAGUGCUAAAAAAACAAAACCUAAAGAGAAUGGUUCUUCCGAGAUUGGUGACAAAACACCUAUGUCGCCACCUGAAGUGAAGAAAACUGAGAAGAAGAAAUUAAAAACAGAAAAGCAGACAGCUCCAACCCAUAAGAAGCAGUCUGCCGAGAGUUCAAAAUCAGACAGUCCUGUAGUAAAUAAAAAACACACAGCCGACAGAUCACCGAGUAAAGCGGGAAAAGAAACCAAAAGUUUGUCGAGCAAACCGGUAGAGAAAGAAGUUCUUGACAGGCUGGAGAAAGAAGCUGAAAACCUUGUGGCAAAUGUUACUUCAGAGGAAUCUGGUAAUGAGGAUAGUCCGGUAAAGAAAGAAGAGACAGCGCCAGUCUCUGUCGAACUAGCAGUGCAAUGGUUUUAUCGCGAUCCUCAGGGAGAUACACAGGGUCCAUUUACUCCUGACGAGAUGGCACAGUGGUUCAGUGCUGGUUAUUUCACAAUGAAUCUUUUGGUCAAACGUGGCUGUGACGAACGGUUUCAACAGUUAGGUGAACUCAUAAAGAGAUGGGGACGAGUUCCGUUCCUUGGUGGACCAUCACCGCCACCACUUCUGAACAAUCCUGUGUCGACUGCUGGAAAUGAAUCUGCUGUAAAGGCUCCUUCCCCCCAGCCUGUCCCUAUCCAGCCAACCCCACUCCAGCCAGGCCCCCCUCUCUCCAACCAGCUGGAAAUGCUGCAACAACAGUUUCUCAUGCAACAACUACUACAACAGCAGCUCGUUAUGAGACAAAUGACGAUGCAGAUGAUGACGGAGAUGCAGGAACAGGAAUCAUUCAAGGCUCUUCCGCCGGCGCAGCAGCAGCAGCUGGCCACACAGAUGUUGAUGCAGACGCAGCCACUCCUCUUCCAGCAGCUACAGCAGAUGCAACAGCAGCAGAAGACCGACAGACUUUCACCACAACCUGCUACUUCGGAGGCUGCUAACGACACAUCACCUCCCACAUUCCACAGAUCCACGUCACAACCAGUGACCACGGCCAACAUUCAGGACCCACCAAAUAUAUCUGGCUCUUGGUCUCAGCCAACCAGUGUCUGGGAUUUGGAGCAGCCGAAAACGAGCAUAUCACCCAAUGGUCUCCGGUCUCAGAUGGAAACACAACGCAGUUUGCAGGAGGACGAAGACCAGCGGAGAAAGCUGGACGAGUUUCAACGAGCGCAGGACGAGAUUCGCCGACAGCAGGAAGAGUUGGAACGACAGCGAGAACAGGUGAUGAGAGAGAAGGAAGAGUUGGAAAGACAGAAACAGAUGGAGUUGAAGAGACUGGAAGAGGCUCGUCAGGAUGAAAUCCGGAAACGGCGGGAGCAGCAAGAGAGAGAACGCCAGGAGAAGGAAGCCUCAGAGAGAAUCCUACAAGUCGAGAUGGAGAACCGACGAAGAGAGGAGGAGGAGAGACAGAGACGGGAACAGGAAGAGAGACAGAGACGGGAGCAGGAGGACAGACAGAGACGAGAACAGGAGGACAGACAGAGACGGGAACAGGAGGAGAGACAGAGACAGGAAAUAGAGAAGAGGAAGAGGCUGGAAGCAGAGCGUCACAUACAGGAGGCAAAGCGACAGAUGGAAGAAGCAGAGGAGAGAGAGAGGAGGGAGGAAAUGCUCCGACAACAGGAAGCACAAAGGCAGCAGGAUGAAUUCUUACGGCAGCAGGAACUGCAGAAACAGGCAGCGGAGGAGGAGAAGCAGAGACAGAUGGAGAGACAGAGACAACAGAUUCAGCAAGAGAUGCAGCGUCAACAGGAACAGCAGCGGCAGCAGCAAGAGGCCCUGUACAAACUACAGCAACAGCAGCGUGAGCAACUUGCACACAUGCAGCUUCCACCAUCAGCCAAGUGGGCUGAGAACGACAAUCGCGGAAAAUCGAAAUCGUCGCUGUCUCUCGCCGAGAUACAGGAGCAAGAGGAGCGAGAAAGACAGGAGAAGCAACGAGUCCAGAUGGAACUACAGCAACAGCAGCAACAACAGCAACAGAUCAUGUUCCAACAACAGCAGCAGCAGCAGCAGCAGAAAUCUUGGGCCAAUCAUAUGCAAACGGUAAACGUAGGCGAUGGUUUGAAGACGUUGCUGGAAAUCCAGGCCGAGCAGGAAAUGCAGCUGGAACAUGACAGAAAGAAGAGAAAGCCGCACCAACAACAACAACAACCCCGACAGAUGGCAACGGUGAAGCAAGAUACCGAAGACACUGCGUUCGGGACAUGGAAUGCACCGCCUGCCCCCGCACAGUCCGGCUGGGGAGACAACUCUAUCUGGUCCUCGGACAAAUCCACCGCACUCGGAUUCUGGGACGAUGCCAUCAUUUCUACCAGUAAAAAGGCUCCAACGAAAAACAAGGAUCAGGGAGAGUUUCCUGCCUUGGGAAAUAAGAAGCAGGUUCAAAACCAGAAGUCUGCAAACCGUUCAAAACCAAAAUCGAACAUUAAAGAGAAGGAGGUGGUGCAGAGAUUGUUUCAGUCUUCCAGACCGACAGAUGACUUCACCCUGUGGUGCGAGAAGGCUCUCAGCAGCAUGGCCUCGUCGGUUGAUGUUCCCACUUUCAUUGCCUUUCUGCAAGAUGUUGAAUCUCCAUAUGAGGUUCAUGACUACGUAAAAUCGUAUCUCGGGGAAUCGAAGCAAACUUCAGAUUUUGCUCGACAGUUUCUGGAGAAACGAAGUCACUACAAGAAUAAGGCUCGCUUGGAAAAGCAACAAGAGGAGGAUAGCAUCUGGGGCCCUGCCCCCGCUGUCAACCCCAAAGAGACUCGCUCAGCACUCACGGACGUGGAGAAAGCAAAAGGCAAGAAGAAGAAGAGGAUGCAGAAGAUCGACCAGAGCAUUCUGGGAUUCACGGUCCAUGCCAGUCAGAACCGCGUGAACGCGGGGGAGAUUGACCCGGCAGAUUGAGGGGUAGGGAGGAAGGGGGUCUCCCAUCUGGCUGAUUAAUUGGUUGCUUGAUUCAGUGGAUUGGUGUCAUCGUUUUCGUAGAGAUAAACCACGCACAGUUAGUGUCUUGGAAGUGUUUUUAACCAGCAGAGUGCUAUAUUACAUCUUGUGAGUCGUCUUUGUAACAGAUUGGGCUCUCCCCGUUUGGAUAUGGGACGUCGUCUUAAGCUUGUUAUUUGUUAUCACAGGACAGGCUCGUCCCAUUUGAAUAUGGGAUGUCAUCUAAGCUCGUUAUUUGUUCAUCACAGGACAGGCUCGUCCUGUUUGGAUAUGGAUGUCAUCUAAGCUCGUUAUUUGUUCAUCACAGGACAGGCUCGUCCCAUUUGGAUAUGGGAUGUCAUCUAACCUCGGGUUUUUUACUGUUGCAGGACAGGGUUGCGUUGUGCGGGAUGAAAACAUCACAACAUGAGUAGCUAACUGGCAGCUGUGCUCGUUUGCUUGUCAAACCGACAGGUUACCUGUGUUCAGUUACGUUUGUCACAGCAGUGGUGAUGUGACUGCGUACCCACUUAAUGUUAGUGAUGCUGCUGCUACAUGUGUUCUGGGUUGGUCAUAGCAUUGAGGUGGCUCGCCCACCUUUAUUGUUGGUUACGACAGUGUUGAUGUUCAUUCACACAGGCUGCAUGUGUUCUGUGUUGGUUACAACCAGUCUGAAUGUGUUUGGUGUUGGUUACAACAGUGUUCAACCAGUCUGAAUGUGUUGAUGUGGCUUCACAUGUUCUGUGUUGGUUACAACAUUGUUGAUGUGGCUUCACAUGAGCGGCAUGUGUUCUGUGUUGGUUACAACACUGUUGAUGUGAGUUGACACAGGCUGCAUGUGUUCUAUGUUGGUCACAGCAGUGUUGUGAGUUGAUACAGGCUGCAUGUGUUCUGUGUUGGUUACAACAGUGUUGAUGUGAGUUGAUACAGGCUGCAUGUGUUCUGUGUUGGUUACAACGUUGUUGAUGUGAGUUGACACGGGCUGCAUGUGUUCUGUGUUGGUUACAACAGUGUUGAUGUGAGUUGAUACAGGCUGCAUGUGUUCUGUGUUGGUUACAACGUUGUUGAUGUGAGUUGACACAGGCUGCAUGUGUUUUGUGUUGGUAACAAUGUUGUUGAUGUGGCUUCACAUGAGCUGCAUGUGUUCUGUGUUGGUUACAACAGUUUUGAUGUGAGUUGACACAGGCUGCAUGUGUUUUGUGUUGGUUACAACAGUGUUCAACCAGGCUGCAUGUGUUCUGUGUUGGUUACAACAAUGUUGAUGUGAGUUGACACAGGCCGCAUGUGUUCUGUGUUGACACAGGCUGCAUGUGUUCUGUGUUGGUUACAACAGUGUUGAUGUGAGCUGACACAGGCUGCAUGUGUUCUGUGUUGGUCUCAACAGAGUUGAUGUGACCACAGAUGUUGGGACAAGCAGGGGAAUAGUCACGCAGAUGAACUGAAUCGAAUAUCUGAUUCGAAUCUCGGGUUCAAGAAUUGUGAAGGAACAAGGCACAUGGAUCUAUUGAAAUGAUGGUGUAGUGAUGUUCUUGACUGUAUGGCAUUACCGAGCAGAGAGACAUUGUGAAAAACUAUUCUUAAGCAUCUGUGAUAAAUUACCUAUUUCACUGUGGAUAAAGACGGUAUAUUAUCUCUUUCAAUGUGGAGCAGAAUAAUACAUGAUUUAUUUCUUAAGCAGUAGCACAAUAUUUUAUCUAUUUCUUUAUGGAAAAAAACACAAUAUUUUAUCUGUUCCUUUAUGGAAAAACACAAUACCGUAUCUGUUUCUUUAUUGGAAAAACACAAUAUUUUAUCUGUUUCUUUAUGGAAAAACACAAUACCAUAUCUGUUUCUUUAUUAGAAAAACAUAAUAUUUUAUCUGUUUCUUUAUGGAAAAAAAUAAUAUUUUAUCUGUUUCUUUAUGGAAAAAAAAAAUUCCGUAUCUGUUUCUUUAUGGGAAAAAGACAAUAUUUUAUCUGUUUAUGUAAAAACACAAUACCGUAUCUAUUUCUUUAUGGAAAAGCACAAUAUUUUAUCUAUUUCUUUAUGGAAAAAUGCAAUACCGUAUCUGUUUCUUUAUGGAAAAGCACAAUAUUUUAUCCCUUUCUUUAUGAAAAAAUAAUACCUUAUCUGUCUCUUUAUGGAAAAAACCCAAUACCAUAUCUGUUUCUUUAUGGCAAAAACAAUAUUUUAUCUGUUUCUUUAUGGAAAACCCAAUACCGUAUCUCUUUCUUUAUGGGAAAAACAAUAUUUUAUGUUUCUUGAUGUAAAAACACGAUACCGUAUCUAUUUCUUUAUGGAGAAGCACAAUAUUUUAUCUAUUUCUUUAUGGAAAAACACAAUACCUUAUCUGUUUCUUUAUAAAAAAACACAAUAUUUUAUUAGUUUUUUAUGGGAAAAACACAAUACCGUAUCUAUUUCUUUAUGAAGAAGCACAGUACCUCAUCUAUUUCUUUAUGGAGAAGCACAAUACAUCAUUAUCCAUUUCUAUAAGGAAUAGCACAGUAUAUGAUCUGUUUCUGUAAGCCGUAGCACAAUAUAUUGUCUACUUCUUUAUGGAGAAGCACAAUGUUAUUUAUUUCCAUAAGGAGUAGCACAAUACCUGAUUUUUUUCCUUAAAGGUUAACCUCGUAAUAAAAUUGAUAACCUAUGAGCUGUACGGUUUAAAUCUACUUUACUGUAAAUGUAUUCACAAUAAUGGGUAAACAGUGUUAUUCCUUCUUAUGCUUUCACAUAAUUGCUGCAAAACAUCUUAUAAAAUACCUGGGGGCGGGUUGUAGCCCAGUGGUAAAGCGCUCGCUUGAUGCACGGUUGGUCUGGGAUCGAUCCAGCCAGUGCCAGUACCAUGACUGGGGGAUGGUGCAUAUAAAAGAUUGCUUGAUACUAAUUGGA
This is a messenger RNA of Gigantopelta aegis, 6965 nucleotides long. Its product is annotated as GRB10-interacting GYF protein 2-like. NCBI's taxonomy places the organism in Eukaryota, Metazoa, Mollusca, Gastropoda, Neomphalida, Peltospiridae. The transcript is spliced from 30 exons. The record is from RefSeq and is a predicted model, not a curated record. Gene Ontology annotation, molecular function: protein binding. Bases 90 to 4076 code for a protein of 1328 amino acids.